Molecule: messenger RNA, 2140 nt
Organism: Clarias gariepinus (North African catfish)
Lineage: Eukaryota; Metazoa; Chordata; Actinopteri; Siluriformes; Clariidae
Product: vitelline membrane outer layer protein 1-like
Exons: 3
Coding region: 26-667 (213 amino acids)
Source: RefSeq, a predicted model, not a curated record
UGAGAGCGGACGUGUGCUUAUAACCAUGGCUCUUCUUUACAUUUCCAUUCUCUGCUUGGUGACCGUGGUGUCAUCUGUUGAGGUUGUUCCUGAGGAUCAGCCUCGCGUCAUUCACGCAGGGACGACUUUUGGGUUGAGGAAUUAUUCCUCAAUCCUCACGGUCCCCAAUGGAGAGAAGUUCGGGAUCUGGAUGUGGUCGGAGCUGUGUCCUGAGAACUUCUACGCCACGGGAUUUAGCCUGAGGAUCGAGUCUAACCAGUAUGGCAGUGAUGAUACGGCUCUGAACGGAAUCCGUCUCUUCUGCGUCCAAAAUGAAGACCGCCGCUUCAUCUACAGCGUGGAGUCUCAUACUGGACAUUUUGGUGAGUGGACAGAGCCUCAAUGGUGCCCAUCUGGUACCCUGAGCUCGUUCCAGCUGCGCGUCGAGCCGCACCAGGGCAUCUUCGGCGAUGACACGGCCGCCAACAACGUCCGCUUUCGCUGCAGCAGCAACCCAACGCUGGAGGGCCGGGGCAUGACCUGGGGCGAGUAUGGAGACUGGAGUAGUACGUGUCACAACGGGGGUAUCUGUGGCAUCCAGACCAAGAUGGAGCUGUACCAGGGCGGUCUGGACGACUCGUCACUCAACGAUGUGCGCUUCCACUGCUGCACCAAGAGCCAGAAGUGAGAUCAGAUCUCACAUUUCUCCAGAAUAAAUCUCAUAAAUCUGUUUUUUUUUUAAUUUUAAAUAACAACUGCAGAUGUAUUUAUCCUGAGAGUGCUGAGGGAUGAUUGAGUGAUAGAUGAAGCUCAUUGUUCUGAUAAUUGUCAGGAUACACUUUUCUAGCAGUUGCCAUGGAUACACCUAGAAUAAUUCGACUAUCUCUGAUGCCCAGUAUUAAUAAGCAGGAAUUAGGUGAUUAAAUGUUAAAGUAAAAUUUUGUCAUUCAUAUAAAGUAUAUGGAACUGCUGUUGUAUACUGAAUAAAGAAAAGAAAAAAAUAAUAAUUGAGAUGUGUUCUGAAAUAUGAAAAAAGGAAAUGUAUGAGGAUAUUCAAAAGUUUACAGUUUAUUUACAUUUCAACAUUAUUGGAAAUUUUAUAUCAGAUUAUAAACCCACAGACCAUAACAUCGCACCACCGCUAGGGGAUCUGAACAAUACUGAUCACCAACUAUAUAAGUGGUGACAGAAUCAUGGGCACCCAAGGCUCACCCAUGCCCAUGGAGACCAAAGGUCACACAAAAUCACAGGGAAAAAGUCAAGAUAGAAAGGCACCAGGACACCCAGUGCACCACAGCACUGCAGUCCGGCAGGCAAAGAGCCCAAGGCUGCCGACCCAGAUACCAAUCUGAUCAAGCACCAAUUCACAGUGCAAGCAAGUCGGAUCCACAUCAACAAAAAAUGAUCCACUGGUGCCAUGCAUGAUUAUUAUUAUGGCUGAUCGUUGUAUAUUUAGAGCCGAAAUAUUAUAAUGUAAUAUAAAUCAUGGGCAAGAUUACAGAUUCCCAUAUUAAAUACACAGUAUAUGAGGUUGAAUCAAAAACAUUUUCUGCUUUUUUUCCCCCCAUAAUUGAAAGUUGUUUGAUGAGUAUUCACAUUUUCAUUCCAGCUCUUGAGCGUUAAUAGAAAGGGAUCAAGCUGCGAUAAAAAUGAGCCGUUGUUGUCACUGCAAACACACUUCAAUAUUGCCGUGCUUAUCUUACACACUGGUUGUGUUGAUUUAUGGAUCAUGCAGUCAACAUCACCCAGUGGUUUUGAGUUUUUUUUUUUUUUGUUGUUGACAAAAAGGAGGCAUCAAGUGCAAACAAUGACAGGAAGUGAUGCUUCAAGAGCAAAAACAAAUGCAGAGAAUGUCACCUUCAUCUUUCCACCGUCACUGAUUUUAAGGUGUGCGUGUUAAAGACUGAGCAAUUAACACCCACUGAUUGCACAAAUCAUCAUUAGAACCAUCAUUAACAGACCAUGUUGUGCGUUUAGGAGCCGAAACAGUAGAGAAUAAAAUGCACUUAUUGUGAUUUGUUGACAUUGUUGGGUCUUUCAGCAAAAUGAUCAACUUUACACCACAUACAAGGCAAAUUUUAAAUACUAUCCACGUUAUUAAAUAUGAUCAAAUGAGAUUUUUGAAAAAAAAAAUGUGUAUCAAUAAAAGGUUUUGUCUGUA